Messenger RNA from Malus domestica (apple), 987 nucleotides. Lineage: Eukaryota; Viridiplantae; Streptophyta; Magnoliopsida; Rosales; Rosaceae. The record is from RefSeq and is a predicted model, not a curated record.
AUGGUUGGAUCUGGAAGUUCUGAGGUGAGAACUCCGAUCUUCUCCGGUGAGAACUACGAGUUCUGGAGAAUCAAGAUGGUGACGAUUUUCAAAUCUCAUGGGUUAUGGAAAUUUGUAGAAAAAGGUGUUACGGUUUCAAAUUCAAAGAAGGAAAAGACUGAAGGAAGCUUAGGAGAAGAAGACGAUAAGAAAACUGUUGCUACAUAUAUGCAGGAUGCAAAAGCUCUGGGUAUUAUUCAGAACGCAGUCUCAGAUCAGAUAUUCCUUCGGAUAGCUAAUUCAGAUUCUGCGAAGGUGGCAUGUGAUCUGUUAUAUGGCGAGUACCAUGGUGGUGAUCAGGUAAGAUCUGUGAAACUACAAAAUCUGAAACGUGAAUUUGAGUAUGCUAGGAUGCGGGAUGAUGAAAGUAUGUCUAGGUAUAAGGGGAAGCCUAAAUGUUAUAAUUGUGAUAAGUUUGGACAUUGGGCCAGGGAAUGCAUAGUAGGCAACGUCAUUCAAAAGGCAAACUGUGCCAAUCAAACAGAAGUCACUGGAAAUCUGUUUUAUGCCAACAGUGCAAUUUCUGAAAACAAAAUGAAUGGAAACUGGUAUAUUGAUAGUAGGUGCAGCAGUCAUAUGACAGGGAAUGCAGAUCUUCUUGUCAAUAUAAGAACUAAUGUUGCUGGAAAGGUUCAAAUGCCCACUAGUGAAUUGGUAAAUGUUAUAGGAAUGGGUUCUUUGGAAAUUGAUACAAAUAAAGGAAAGAAGUACAUCAGGGAAGUCAUGUAUUUGCCCGGGUUGAAAGAAAACUUACUAAGUGUGGGGCAAAUGGAUGAGCAUGGAUACUACCUAUUAUUUGGAGGAAACAUGUGCAGUGUGUAUGAUGGACCUUCACUGGAGAAUCUUGUCAUCAAAGUAAGGAAGAAGGAAAAUAGGUGUUAUCCUCUCUCCCUAUUGAAAAAUACUCAGCUUGCUCUGAAUGCUAGUAUUGGUCCAGAUUCUACCUAG